Messenger RNA from Musa acuminata AAA Group (dessert banana), 1314 nucleotides. Its product is annotated as biotin synthase, mitochondrial-like. The record is from RefSeq and is a predicted model, not a curated record. Gene Ontology annotation, cellular component: mitochondrion. Gene Ontology annotation, molecular function: biotin synthase activity; 2 iron, 2 sulfur cluster binding. NCBI's taxonomy places the organism in Eukaryota, Viridiplantae, Streptophyta, Magnoliopsida, Zingiberales, Musaceae. Gene Ontology annotation, biological process: biotin biosynthetic process. The coding region runs from base 84 to 1235 and encodes 383 amino acids. The transcript has 6 exons.
GCUCACUCUCUCUGCGUUGCUUCGGCUUCAUCGCCCCUGCUUCUUUUGGGUUCUUCCUUCCCCGAGGGAGGGAGAAGGGACGAAUGCGACGGAGGAUGCCCCUGAUCCGAUCUCCCGGCUCGCGCCUCCGCCCGCUGGUGGCGCCGGGCUACCCUUCCUUCUCAACCUCCGCCGCCACCGUGGAGGCCGAGAGGACCAUCGGGGACGGCCCCAGGAACGACUGGAGCAGGGAUGAGAUCAAGUCCAUCUAUGACUGCCCCAUCCUCGAUCUCCUUUUCCACGGUGCUCAAGUCCAUAGGCAUGUUCAUAAGUUCCGGGAAGUUCAACAGUGCACUCUUCUAUCUAUAAAGACUGGAGGAUGUACCGAAGAUUGUUCAUAUUGUCCCCAGUCAUCAAGGUAUAGUACUGGUCUGAAAGCCCAAAAGCUGAUGAACAAGGAUGCUGUUAUGCAGGCAGCAAAGAAGGCAAAAGAGGUUGGGAGCACACGUUUUUGCAUGGGUGCUGCAUGGAGGGAUACAAUUGGUAGGAAGACAAAUUUCAACCAGAUCCUUGAAUAUGUGAAGCUUCUUGCAUUAAUUGCUGCACGUAGGGCUAUGGGUAUGGAGGUGUGCUGCACCUUGGGCAUGUUAGAGAAGCAGCAAGCGGAGGAGCUUAAGAAAGCAGGCCUGACAGCUUACAAUCAUAAUCUUGAUACGUCCAGAGAGUACUACCCCAACAUCAUAACAACACGAUAUUAUGACGAAAGACUGGAAACUCUUCAGUAUGUCUGUGAGGCAGGAAUUAGCAAUUGUUCAGGAGGAAUUAUCGGUCUUGGCGAAGCAGAAGAGGACCGUGUAGGAUUGCUGCAUACACUGGCAACCCUCCCUACACACCCUGAGAGUGUUCCCAUUAAUGCUCUGGUUGCUGUCAAGGGUACACCACUUCAAGAUCAAAAGGUGAUAACUUUACCUCACCAUGUUGACCAUCUCGCCACAGCUCGUAUUGUAAUGCCAAAGGCAAUGGUGAGGCUAUCCACCGGCAGGGUUCGGUUCUCGAUGCCCGAGCAGGCACUUUGCUUUUUGGCCGGGGCCAAUUCCAUCUUCACCGGAGAGAAAUUACUGAUGACUCCAAACAACAACUUUGACGCUGACCAGCUGAUGUUUAAAAUACUUGGCUUGAAUCCGAAACCACCGACUUUUUCCGAGGCAGAAGAAGCACUUGAGCCAGAGAGAUGUGAGGAAGCUGUCUCUAACUAGGUUAAAGUUGAUGGUGAUACAAUUUUUUGUGGUACCUGUGGUUAAACAGGGAAAUUGAAUUAGCUGAGCCCAUUAUAUA